This is a messenger RNA of Solea solea (common sole), 1707 nucleotides long. RefSeq names its product transmembrane p24 trafficking protein 1b (gene tmed1b). The transcript is spliced from 5 exons. NCBI's taxonomy places the organism in Eukaryota, Metazoa, Chordata, Actinopteri, Pleuronectiformes, Soleidae. Gene Ontology annotation, cellular component: COPII-coated ER to Golgi transport vesicle; endoplasmic reticulum; endoplasmic reticulum-Golgi intermediate compartment. The record is from RefSeq and is a predicted model, not a curated record. Gene Ontology annotation, biological process: endoplasmic reticulum to Golgi vesicle-mediated transport; Golgi organization; intracellular protein transport. The coding region runs from base 80 to 784 and encodes 234 amino acids.
AGUUCUUGUGCGGAAGAGGGGACGGAGAACGAGAUGGCUGAAGUUAGGUAGCGCUGUGUUUGGGAAUAAUAUCUUCUCCAUGGAGCUUCUCAGCAGGAAGCAGGGCAGCCGGGGUCGGCUGUUUGUACUCGCUGUUGUUUGCGGGCUGUGUUUAGGGUCCGUGCGCUGUUUUGGACCGAGUCAAGACAGCGAGUUCACGUUUAUGCUACCAGCCGGAAGAUCAGAGUGUUUCUUCCAAACAACAAUAAAGAAUGGUUCGAUGGAGGUCGAAUUUCAGGUGAUUGCAGGUGCUGGUAUGGAUGUUGACUUCACCAUCAUCUCUCCAGGAGGCGUCCAGCUCAUCGCUGAUGCUCGACGGUCUGACGGGGUUCACCUUGUGGAGCCUACAGAGCAGGGAGACUAUCAGAUCUGCUUUGACAACAGCUUCAGUCGCUUCUCAGAGAAGAUGGUGUUCUUCGAGAUCAUCAUCGAGGGUCAGGCAGGAGAUGUGGCUGGAGAGGAUGACUUGGCGGAUGUAGAGGACUCCGAUGGAAACCUGCUUGAGUAUAAGCUGGACGACAUCCGGGAAUCCAUGGACUCUCUGCACAGACGCUUGGAGCGUAGCUGGCAGAUGCAGAUGGUGUUGCGGGCUUUUGAGGCGCGGGACAGGAACCUCCUGGAAGAUAACCUUUGGAAAGUCUCUUUCUGGUCCUGUGCCAGCAUGCUGGUGAUGCUGUGUGUGGCCUUCACUCAGGUCUACACUGUCCGGAAACUGUUCGAUGAUAAGCGGAGGGUCUGCACGUAGAGAAGACAUUGGGAUGUGCAUCAAGACUGGGCUGGGAAGCAAGACGCGAUGUGUAUACUUUUUUGUCACAACAUCAAUAGUAGCGAUCAACUUCAUCACUCCUUUGACAUUUUUACAUGGACUGUUUGCAACCCGUCUUUGAAGGGUAUCCACGUAAGGGAACAAGAAAUUCCAAAUUGGCCAUUUCAUUUUAUUUAAUGCCAUUUUUACCACAAACCAAUGAGAACAUCCUUUUUUUUUUAAAAGUCACGAUUCAUGUCAACAGAGCCACAGAGGUCGUGUUACUGCUGAGCCUCUGUUUCUGAUACAGUUUGAGGAUUUCUGGGGGAUUUUUGGCCAAAAGGUGAAAUGAACCUAAUUAUGGGUUUAAGGUCAGUUAUACAGCAUCACUCAAAAAGUAAUCUAAAUAACUUCUAGUUUGCUAGUUUACAAAUAAUAACAGUAAUAAUAAUAAUAGUAAUAAUGUGCAAUAGUCACUGGUGUAUUGGUUUUUCCUGACAUUUUUAAUGCAGCCGUUGUGUUGGUGGUUUGUCAAGUGAUCCAAAUGUGUCCUUGGUUGUCAUUAUUACCAUUUAUUUUUCUUUUCUGAGGGAUGUUACUGAUUUGUUUCUGUGUGCCAGAAGAUGUUAAUGUUGGCAAAUUGGAAUGUAGUUAAACUGGGAAUAUUUCCAGUGACGUACUGUAUGUGUGUUUGUGACUCCUCCAUACGCACACAGUAUGAAUAUGUUGGUUCAGGUGAUACAAAAUUGUGAAUUGUGUUUCGGAGGAGAACAAAAAGUUGCUUUUAUUCCGUUUGUUUACAAAGUCGACAACAUGUGACAUUUGGUUUGUGCCCGUAGACCCAUAGAGUGAUUUGUUGUGUUUAUAAUCAGGUUUUCAUGGGUGUCAUUGAGAUUAAUAAAUACAUUUUUACACACUUGAAA